AUAAAAUUUCCCUCUUUUCCACUACCUUCGUUCACAGCUCUUCAAAGCCUUUGAAAAGUUGAAAGCUGAAACCCCCCUUUAGGCUUUUCCUGCAUUCCCUUAUUAGAAUCCCUCCUUCCUCAUUUUCGUACUCCUUUUUCUUUUCUUUCAGGAAUUUAAUCAAACAGAUAACGAUCAACAAUUUUUGGUGCCAAGCUAUUACUGAUUAUGCUCAUUGACGUCCCUUCAACUCCAGUACCCACUUUUCUUAAGGUCUCAAAACCCCUAAAACUUCACUUGAUUUUUAAUUUUGAUCUCUGGGUUUGGUUUCUUUAGGUAUGGUAACUGGUAGUAACAGUGUUCAAAACCAUAACCACCAAGAAGAUGGGGAUCAAAACCAGACUAAGAGAGGUGCUUCUAGGUCGUGGGGCACCACUGUUUCGGGUCAAUCUGUUUCGACUAGUGGUAGUGUCGGCUCUCCUUCGAGCCGGUGUGAGCUAGCUAUGGCGACGCCUGCUAGUGAGAACACUUUUUUAAGGUUGAACCAUCUCGAUAUUCACGGAGAUGAUGCUGGAUCUCAAGGUGCUGUUGGUAGUAAAAAGAAAAAGAGAGGUCAACGUGCAGUUGGUGGUGAUAAGAGUGGCAGAGGACUCCGUCAAUUUAGCAUGAAAGUUUGUGAAAAAGUGGAAAGCAAGGGAAGAACUACGUACAAUGAGGUGGCAGAUGAACUUGUUGCUGAGUUUACUGAUCCAGGCAAUAACAUAGCAUCACCAGAUCAGCAGCAGUAUGAUGAGAAAAACAUUCGGCGAAGGGUUUAUGAUGCCCUGAAUGUACUAAUGGCAAUGGAUAUUAUAUCUAAGGAUAAAAAGGAAAUACAGUGGAAGGGACUUCCGCGUACUAGCUUGAGUGAUAUAGAAGAUCUAAAGACUGAACGGCUUGGACUGAGAAAUAGGAUUGAAAAAAAAGCUGCCUAUCUUCAUGAAUUGGAGGAACAGUUUGUAGGUCUUCAGAAUUUGAUACAGCGAAAUGAGCAAUUGUACAGCUCAGGAAAUCCUCCGAAUGGGGGUGUGGCUUUACCUUUUAUCCUGGUUCAGACACGCCCUCAUGCAACUGUCGAGGUAGAAAUAUCGGAAGAUAUGCAGCUGGUGCAUUUUGACUUCAAUAGCACUCCAUUCGAGCUCCACGAUGACAACUAUGUUUUAAAGGCAAUGAAAUUCUGCGAGAGACCAGGGAGUGACGAAAUGGCACACAAUUUUUCUGCAGAUGGUGAAGGCUCUAGCAUGUCCGCGAUGUACCAACAACAGAUUGUUCCACCCCCAAUGACAAACACACCAGGCAGACCUCCUACGUCACCGCCUCUCCCCGGAAUUCUAAAAGCACGUGUGAAGCAUGAACAUUGAUAGUCAAGUUCCAUGCACAAACAAUCCAAUUUGUACAUUGUGUAAAGUACUAUGCCAGAAGGUUCCCCUGUAAGAUGAUCCUCACCUCACAAUAUUUAUCACCACGAUAAGCCGGGAUUACUCCGUUUUCUCGAAGGGUUUUUGUAGGGUAUCGGUUCCAGCAAGUCCUUCAGCUUUUUUACUUCUUUAUGAUCUUGCUCUUGUAAUUGUUUCUGUCCUAUAUUGCCUUGUUAUGUUGACCUCACUGUAGUAGAAAAUUACCUUAUUUGUAUUAGAGUACAGAAUCAUAGAAUGAACUAGUCAAUGAACUUAUAUUAUAAUGGCGCACAAAGACAAUCUCUAUUUCCAUGAUA
Gossypium raimondii (Peruvian cotton) is the source of this 1732-nucleotide messenger RNA. RefSeq names its product transcription factor-like protein DPB. The transcript has 9 exons. The record is from RefSeq and is a predicted model, not a curated record. Lineage: Eukaryota; Viridiplantae; Streptophyta; Magnoliopsida; Malvales; Malvaceae. Bases 318 to 1379 code for a protein of 353 amino acids. Gene Ontology annotation, molecular function: DNA-binding transcription factor activity, RNA polymerase II-specific; RNA polymerase II transcription regulatory region sequence-specific DNA binding. Gene Ontology annotation, cellular component: transcription regulator complex; nucleus. Gene Ontology annotation, biological process: regulation of transcription by RNA polymerase II; regulation of cell cycle.